Orycteropus afer afer is the source of this 1461-nucleotide messenger RNA. It is a transcript of the gene SLC35F4, whose product is annotated as solute carrier family 35 member F4. The transcript is spliced from 8 exons. Gene Ontology annotation, cellular component: membrane. Lineage: Eukaryota; Metazoa; Chordata; Mammalia; Tubulidentata; Orycteropodidae. Bases 1 to 1461 code for a protein of 486 amino acids. The record is from RefSeq and is a predicted model, not a curated record.
AUGGAUGUCAAGGCGGCCCCCAACGGGGUAGCCACCAUCGAAGACCGGAUUCUGAGGAUCACCGGCUACUAUGGCUAUUACCCCGGUUACUCCAGUCAGAAAAGUACCUCGAGAUCAUCAGUCACUCGAUGUAAACCAGGAGCCAACUGCCCCAGUUCACUCAGUGGCAUCAGUAGACAGCUGUCCCCUUUAUCUGUCACCGAAGAUUCUUCUGCUCCUAUUCUUGAACUCCAAAGUCGAGGAUCCUCUGGAGUUUGUGGACAUAGAGUCGAGAGACAGAACAGAUCAGGGGAUGAUGGGACACAGACUACUCAUCCUGAGAACAACAGCCAAGAAAACAGAAUCAGAGCCCGCUGCCAGUCAUGCACAUCCAUGGUUCUGAAGGCCAUCUGGGGACUCUUGAUCAUCUUGUCAGUGUCAUCAUCCUGGGUUGGAACCACACAGAUUGUAAAAAUUACUUAUAAGAACUUCUACUGUCCAUUUUUCAUGACUUGGUUUUCAACAAACUGGAACAUUAUGUUUUUCCCAGUCUACUAUUCUGGUCAUCUGGCUACUGCUCAAGAAAAGCAGUCUCCAAUGAAAAAAUUCAGAGAAUGCAGUCGGAUUUUUGGUGAAGAUGGUCUAACAUUGAAGCUGUUUCUUAAAAGAACUGCUCCUUUUUCUAUUCUAUGGACUUUGACUAAUUACCUGUAUUUACUGGCUUUAAAGAAGCUGACGGCCACAGAUGUCUCCGCUCUCUUCUGUUGUAACAAAGCCUUUGUCUUCCUGCUGUCGUGGAUUGUGCUGAAAGACAGGUUCAUGGGAGUGAGGAUAGUUGCUGCAAUAAUGGCAAUCACCGGCAUCGUCAUGAUGGCCUAUGCAGAUAAUUUCCACGCCGAUUCAAUCAUAGGAGUGGCAUUUGCAGUGGGCUCAGCCUCGACAUCUGCAUUAUAUAAGGUUUUGUUUAAGAUGUUUCUUGGAAGUGCUAACUUUGGUGAAGCAGCUCACUUUGUCUCUACCUUGGGUUUCUUCAAUUUAAUCUUCAUCUCCUUCACCCCGGUCAUCCUGUAUUUCACCAAGGUGGAGCACUGGUCCUCGUUUGCAGCUCUGCCAUGGGGCUGUCUAUGUGGAAUGGCAGGGCUGUGGCUGGCCUUCAACAUCCUGGUGAAUGUCGGCGUGGUGCUGACAUACCCAAUCCUAAUCUCCAUUGGGACAGUGCUCAGCAUUCCUGGAAAUGCAGCUGUGGAUCUCCUGAAGCAGGAGGUGAUAUUCAAUGUUGUCCGCCUGGCUGCUACCAUCAUUAUCUGCAUUGGGUUUCUGCUGAUGUUAUUGCCUGAGGAGUGGGAUGAAAUUACCCUGAGAUUCAUCAACAGCCUGAAGGAGAAGAAAAGUGAGGAACAUGUGGAUGACAUCACUGACUCCAGUGUACAUCUGAGAACCAGAAGCAGGGCCAAUGGGACAGUGUCUAUUCCACUGGCUUGA